AUGACUACGACAUCGGUCACCCUCAAAGGGGACUGGGUUCCUUCCAACCAAGCCAACUGCCUCAAGACGGACGACAUAUGGCAGUGGGACUAUGGCAUCCCCGAAGACCGAAGGACAGUCGUGGGCGGGCCGUCGCAGACAACAGAAUGCCUCCCAAGAGCAUGGAGCAGGGCAAUGACAUACGCAGGCACGCAGUGUCCUCCCCGGUACACCGAGGCCUGCCAGGCGGCCGGGGAUAGCUUGGCCGUCGUCUGCUGCCCCACGAUACACGACUUCUCCUGUCAGCCGUCGUCAGAUCUGGCGACCGGCCCUCACGCCUCCAUCUUCCGGUGUAUGUCUCAGUACACCGAUUCGGGCUCUUGGGUCGUGACGCAGACGUUCAUGACGGCGGCAGAGGCGAGCACGAGUCUCGCGACCCCGACAUAUGGCCCCGCUUAUCACCUCUUUGCCCUCGCAAUCGUCUAUGCCACCCCGACUUCGGUAUACAACGGACUCCUCGACUGGUGGCACCGUCUCACCAACCGAUUCCACUUCCUCUCCAACUACCUCUUCAAGUAG
This is a messenger RNA of Diaporthe citri, 558 nucleotides long. RefSeq lists its product as uncharacterized. The transcript has 2 exons. Bases 1 to 558 code for a protein of 185 amino acids. The record is from RefSeq and is a predicted model, not a curated record. Lineage: Eukaryota; Fungi; Ascomycota; Sordariomycetes; Diaporthales; Diaporthaceae.